ACCAAUAGGCAAAAUGCACUAAAAAACGCGCAGCGCGUAAAAAUUGUUUGCAUUUGGUGGCGUCGAUUUCCUCUUUUCAUGUUUUAAGUGCAAUUUUUGCUAAUAAAAAGUGUUUUAAUUGGCAAUUGCGUGUAAUUUAAGCACCCAACAAAAUGGAUCGACGCAAAAAGCGAACCUCCUCGGAGCAAUAUCAAAUGUAUAUCGAGCUGAUGGAGAGCGACCCAAUUUUUGCAAGCGGACGCGUGCCGCGCGAUUAUGAUCUGAAUUAUCUGACCAAAAAAUGGAAGGAGCUCUCCGACAGGCUGAACAAAUGCGGUUCGGGACCCACGCUAACUGCGGAAGAGUGGCGCAAGCGCUUAAACGAUUGGAAGAAUACGACACGCUGCAAAUACAGACGCAGUCUCAUGUCCAGCGAGAAGGACAUCUCCAUGUCUUCGCUGGAGACGCGAGCUCUCAAUCUGUUUGGCAAGGUUCCCGGCGCAGGAGAAACACUAAUGACUCUGAAGUCUGAGAAGGAUGACCAUGAAGAUGACAUGGAGGAACUUGGACAGCGAACGUCGGCAUCGUUCCAAAAAGAACUGCAAGCGGCCGUGGAGGAGGCAAUCAACGACGAGGUCGACGACGACGAAAUGGUUGAGGAGCAUGUGGAUCAAGAGGAUCUAACCGAUGAGAAUAUGCACGAGCCGGGCGGUGGCAUCGAUGGGCCCAGCGGCGUUGGCGGCACAACGGCAGUGAACACAAGUGGCGGCGGCUAUCGCACCAUUGUGGUGGACAAUUCCACAUACGUGGACGACGAUCAGGAGCAGCAGGAGGCGCCCGUCGAGCCGGUCAAGUUCGUGUGCACACCCAACAUUCAUGCGGUUGGAUCGGGCGGUGUUGGAGGCGGCGGCACUAAGCUGAUCAAUGGCGAGCUGCCCGUGAAGAGAAUACGGCGGGAUCAAGUGAUCUAUGAAGUUAAAAAUGCGCCGCGGUCUUAUACCACCAUCCAAACAGGUGGCCCGCUGCCCACGCUGCACAACACAAAGAUGCACCACGAGCCGCAGGGCACAAGUUUGAGUGCGGCGUUGAGUAGCCUGGAUACCCAGGAGAUUGCGCAUCAGCUGAAGCGGCUGGCGGACAUCAACUAUGAGACGCUGCAGUUUGAGAUAGCGCGAUUUAAAUUUAACAAUCCUGGUUUCCACUAUGAGCCGCCGCCAUUAUAGUC
Molecule: messenger RNA, 1204 nt
Organism: Drosophila nasuta
Lineage: Eukaryota; Metazoa; Arthropoda; Insecta; Diptera; Drosophilidae
Exons: 3
Coding region: 153-1202 (349 amino acids)
Source: RefSeq, a predicted model, not a curated record